GAGAAGUUCUUAAGUUUUUUUUCAAGGUGUUUGGUCACAGGUGCAGGAGCUGUGGAGGUAGUGGAUUAUGUGACUGCUCUUGCUUGUCUUGGCACUGGAGAGUACAAAUGCAUUAUGGGUUUCUGCUUCUUAAACCAACACAAUAAUAUCGAUCCACAAUUAUGAUUUGAUGAUAUCUCCUUACCUGCUUUUAGUAUAUGUUCAGUGAUGGAUAGUGAGGAGUUUAGUAUGUUAUAUACAUGGUUGCUCAUGACUCGUAUGGUUUUUUUCUUCAGUCUUCAUGGUUAUCAUGUUGCACACGAAGAGAAAUUGCCACACCCACAUAUUGUGUCAUCUCAGUCUACUAGUACUUUAGGAAGACACGUUAAUGCAACUUGUGUUGCUGUUAGUUUCUAUAUAAUACACACUUCUGAAGUUUCUUGGUUUUGGUUCCAUCGGAUACCGAAUAUUCGGUAUUUAAACCAAAAUUAACCUGACUAAACCGGAUUAAAUAUUCGGUUUGUCUCAGGCGCGCAUCUUUAACCGAAUAAAAAAACUCUUCUCUCGCCCGCUAUACUCUCUCUUUCUUAUCCGUUAUGGCUUCCGUCGCUUUACCGGCGCUCACCUGCCGGAGCUCAUCAGAACCGACGAAGGAGCUCCGCGUCUGCACCAACCGCACCUGCCGGAAACAAGGCUCCUUCCAGAUCCUCGAGACGCUAACCUCCCUCGCGCCUCCCCAGCUCCGAGUCAAUCCCUGCGGCUGCCUCGGCCGGUGCGGCUCGGGUCCGAACCUCGUCGCUCUACCCCAAGGCCUCUUCCUUCGUCACUGCGCCACGCCUUCUCGAGCUGCUGAGAUCCUGUUCACCCUAUGCGACGGCGGCCGCGAAGCUUCCUCUUCCUCCUCCUCCUCCUCCGCCGCCGUCGCUGAGGCUCUCGCCGCUUUAGCGUUAACCAACAAUGCUCUCUCUCAGAUCGAAUCUGAAAACUUCGGAGAUGCAGAAUCACUUCUCACAAAGGCUUUAGAGAUGAAACCAUACGGUGGCUUGCAUAGAAUCUUCAAACACAGAGCAGUAGCGAAACUAGGAAUGCUUGAUUACUCUGGUGCUCUUGAAGAUAUAAGCCAAGCUCUAGCUUUAGCUCCCAACUAUCCUGAGCCCUACGUUUGCCAAGGUGAUGUUUACGUUGCACAAGGUCAAUAUGAUCUCGCUGAGAAGUCAUACUUGAAAUGUUUGGAGAUUGAUCCUACCCUUCGCAGAUCAAAAUCAUUCAAGGCGCGGAUUGCAAACCUUCAAAAGAAAGCUGUUGAAGCAGAUGUAUCCUGACAUUUGGAGUUGUGUUGGAUGGAUAUAGCUCACUGCAUGUCUGUCACUUUAAGGGUAAUUUCUUUUGUCUCUGUCAAGACCGUUACAGUAAUGUCUCUUUCUUUGGGUAGAGGGGUUUUCAAGAGUUCCAAAGUAUGUUGUAUAGGUUAUUAGUAUAUUAUCAAGUGGUAAUGAGAUUACCCUUUCUAUAUUAUUCAAGCUCAUGAUAUAUAAUUAUUCAAGUAAAUGACAUUAUUUUUGGUACUA
Raphanus sativus (radish) is the source of this 1547-nucleotide messenger RNA. RefSeq lists its product as uncharacterized. NCBI's taxonomy places the organism in Eukaryota, Viridiplantae, Streptophyta, Magnoliopsida, Brassicales, Brassicaceae. The coding region runs from base 576 to 1301 and encodes 241 amino acids. The transcript has 5 exons. Gene Ontology annotation, molecular function: protein binding. The record is from RefSeq and is a predicted model, not a curated record.